This is a messenger RNA of Talpa occidentalis (Iberian mole), 910 nucleotides long. It is a transcript of the gene FATE1, whose product is annotated as fetal and adult testis expressed 1. Gene Ontology annotation, biological process: negative regulation of mitochondrial calcium ion concentration; negative regulation of apoptotic process. The record is from RefSeq and is a predicted model, not a curated record. Gene Ontology annotation, molecular function: ubiquitin protein ligase binding. Gene Ontology annotation, cellular component: endoplasmic reticulum; mitochondrial outer membrane; mitochondria-associated endoplasmic reticulum membrane contact site. Lineage: Eukaryota; Metazoa; Chordata; Mammalia; Eulipotyphla; Talpidae. The coding region runs from base 94 to 645 and encodes 183 amino acids. The transcript is spliced from 5 exons.
GGCCAGCUUCCACCCCAGACUGCUGUCUUGCGUCCCUCCGUGUCCUGCCCGCAGCUCUCUGAGGCCGCGGCUGACGAGCAACCACUGGCAGUGAUGGCGGGAGGCCCCCCGAUCAUCAAGGAGGAGAUGGACACUGCCGUGGACGAAGAGCUGGGUCCUGGGAGCCAUCGGCAGAGCCAGGAGCACCUGGUGAUUGCAGAAAUGAUAGAGCACGGGUCCCGUGCCCUGGGCGUCUCUCAGCGGCGACAGAAGUUGGAGGCAAAGGUUCCUGGCUCCACAGCAGCCCCGUUGCUUUGGAAUUUGACUUCUGCCGGGCCCAAGAAAAUGGGGCCCCAGCUGCCGAUGCCCAGAAUGCCAAGAGAAGCGGGCCAUGGCGACGGCCCUGUCCAGGAGUCUCCUAGCGUCUUCCAAGGUGUGAGGUGCCAUUACGAACGCAACGCAGAGGCGGAUCUGAUCGCAGAGAUCGGCCUGGAAGAGCUGAAUGGGCUGGAGAUGGAAGUCAUGCGCAGGCAGCUGCGUGUGAUCACCGGGCGCCUGCGUGCCCUGGAGGACCAGGGAGCGGGCCUGCGCCACAGGGACGCGCUCUUCUUCACCGUGCUGGCGUCAGCCUGCCUGGCCAACCUGUGGCUGUGGAUGCGCCAGUGAGGCUGCCGGCAGCCACCGAGCCCUCUCCUGCUCUCUUCCCUGCUUUCUCGGGCCGCCCUUGCCCGUCUUCCUUCCGCCUCCCAGCUGCCCCCAGGGACCCCAGCAGCUGAAUAUCUGGGUGCUAGGCCUGGCCCUCGCCCCUCGCUGCCCCUUCUGUCCCACCCUCCUUGGCAGGGGCGCGGCUCUGUCUGCGCUGUCUUCUUCCCCUCGCGCGCAGGGCUCUGCACAUGCACUAUGCUCAAUAAAAGUUAAGUGACAGCAGCAA